Molecule: messenger RNA, 766 nt
Organism: Rubroshorea leprosula
Lineage: Eukaryota; Viridiplantae; Streptophyta; Magnoliopsida; Malvales; Dipterocarpaceae
Source: the annotation of a GenBank genome assembly
AUGGGCAGUUGCAAUGGUCUUUUGCGUAUAGCAAAAUCCAAUGCCUCACCCUUAGCUAUCUCGCAUACCCCUUUUACUUAAUUUGUCUCUGAACACCUAACUAGAAUUAUUAGAGUGAGAGCACAUCUUAUUUCUACAUAGGUACGUCCUGGUUCUUGGUGUAUAUUUUCUUCUGUUUAAUUAUAUGAUCUUCUUCUUCUUCUUUGUAUGUAAUUGAUGGGAUUUUGGGGUAAGAUGUUCUGGUUUCGGAUUUUUGUGAUGGGCUGGGGAAAUAAGGAAAAGAGGAAUGAAAAGAUUGUAACGGAUUCAUCCGGAGAGGGAGCAGGGAGGUCUGUGAAGAGAUAUGCAGCUUUCUUUUGGUCAUUUCUGGUGAGCGCCGCCGGCGGGAUGAUGCUGGGAUGGUGGGAGUACGAGUUUCAUCCGUCCAACGGUCAACUGUGGAUGGUGCCUUGUGGUCUUAUUCUCUUCUUCACUCCGGUCUUCAUUUGUUUUGCCGUUCUUGUUUCCGACGCCUGUAGUACUUCGGAGGAUCCACGACGGCCGGUAAAACAAUCGGAAGAUUUGGUUCAAGACCCGGAGAGAGGAUGUUGAACAAAUCAACCAAGUAUCAAUCGCAAGUAGGUGAUUGCUUUGCCUUUUUAUGUUGAAUUUUCUCAAGAGUGAUUUUGCUAUAUAUAUCAAGUACCCAAAUCAAAAUUUCUGCUAAUAUAUGUAAUUAAUUUGCUUUUAUGUGAUUUAUGAGUGGGAAAAAAUUCUGCUCUUCAUU